This is a messenger RNA of Cheilinus undulatus (humphead wrasse), 1716 nucleotides long. It is a transcript of the gene fbxo9, whose product is annotated as F-box protein 9. Gene Ontology annotation, biological process: SCF-dependent proteasomal ubiquitin-dependent protein catabolic process. The record is from RefSeq and is a predicted model, not a curated record. Gene Ontology annotation, molecular function: protein binding. Lineage: Eukaryota; Metazoa; Chordata; Actinopteri; Labriformes; Labridae. The transcript is spliced from 13 exons. Gene Ontology annotation, cellular component: SCF ubiquitin ligase complex. Bases 150 to 1421 code for a protein of 423 amino acids.
GAGGCUCCGGGCUACUCAGCGAAAUGGCUGCGUUCCUGCGAGCUCGUAAAUAUGUUCGUUGUGUUGUCCGUUUCUCCGACCGUGAACUGUAAACGCUAGUAUUUUGUGAUUGUGGACACAAAGUUGAGAGACCUAACGGCCUAGCUGCCAUGGCUGAAGAAAAUGCAGAAAUUGCAGGCACGAUUGAGGACGAAGAUGAAGGUUCAGAUGAUCCAAACCUUCAGGUGCAGCUCAACGUGUUCAGAGCUCAGUGGAUGUCAGAACUCAAGCCGGGCUCUGAAGAAAGCGGAACUAGCGAGCGACUGCUGCGCGCUAAAAGCCUGAAGAGGGCACAAGAGAUAGCUCGAGAGGAAAAGGCGGCUGAGCUGUUCUUGAGAGCUGUUGAAGAGGAACAAAGUGGAGCUGUCUAUGAAGCUAUCAAGUUCUACCGCAUGGCUAUGCAGCUCGUUCCAGACAUUGAGUUUAGAAUCAACUACAACCGUCCUGAUGCAGACCGAGCUGGAGGGAAAUACAUGGAGGACAGUGAUGUUGAUGGAGAGAUCGAGGACCUACUUGACUAUUUCGAGCAGCAGCUCACACUGGAAAGCUCCUUUCCAAAGAUCUGCACUCCUGAGCUGGAAAUGACUCGGGUGCACAUUUCAGCCUUGCCACGGGAAAUCCUGAUGUACAUCUUUCGUUGGGUUGUGUCGAGUGAUCUGGACAUGCGCGCCCUGGAGCAGCUCUCUUUGGUGUGCCGGGGGUUUUACAUUUGUGCGAGGGACCCUGAGAUUUGGCACUCAGCCUGUAUGAGAGUCUGGGGACGCAACUGCACCAAAGUCUUACCCUACAAAUCCUGGAGGGAGAUGUUUCUGCAAAGGCCUCGAGUCCGUUUUGAUGGUGUCUAUAUCAGUAAGACGUCGUACAUUCGUCAAGGAGAGGAAUCCCUGGAUGGAUUUUACAGGGCUUGGCACCACGUGGAGUACUACAGGUACCUGCGGUUCUUCCCCGAUGGUAACGUCAUCAUGCUGACCACUCCAGAGGACCCGCUGACGAUUGUCCCACGCUUGCGUACCAAGAAUACCAGAAUGGAAUCUGCUUUAGUGGGUCAUUUCCGUCUGUCACAGGACACAGACAACCAAACCAAAGUUUUUGCUGUUGUUUGCAAGAAAAAAGAGGAGAAAGCGGCCGAGUUUCAAAGGAAUCGGUUCUGCAGGCGGAACCCAGCUCCAGAGGCAGAGCACAACUUCCACGUGGGACUGCAUCUGUCCUCUGGGGGGCGUCAGAGCUUCAGUAAGCUGGUGUGGAUCCACCACUCCUGCCACAUCACUUACAAGCUGACUGGAGAAACUGUGGUCACAACCUUUGACCUGGACAAGAUGUACUCGCCCUUCUUCUUUGCACGGGUGAAGAGUUACACUGCUUUCUCCGAGCAGCCUCUGUGAGGAGACCUGCACACGAAAAGCCCACAACGACCACAGAGAAAGUCCUUCGCUAUGUUCACUAAACGCAUACUCCUCAGCCUUUUUAAUUUGUGCUGCAGCUGGGUAACGGUGUUAAAAGCAUGUUACGUUUCAGGUUUACAAAAUAGAAAUCUACUUAUUUUCUUAUUUCAGAAGUCACACUAAUGUGCUGAGAGCUAAAACUAUUAGCAACCUUCCCACCCAGUAAAAUAAUAAAUCUUCAUGCUGGUUAUGUUUCAUGGUGCACUCUAUCCCUCAAAUAAACUGGUUAACACAA